GGUUUGGUGAGAUUAUCAGUGCACAGACAGGCCAGCUCAGAGGCAAAACACACAUUCAGUCCAACAGACAACACACACAUGUAUGCAUCUACACACUGACACACAUUUCCAGUAAAAGUUCUCCAACCAAUGCUCCUGUGUCUGCAUAGAAAUCUUCCUUCCCCACAUCCACGUGCAGCAAAGACAUACAGAGCAAAUCUGAGAGGGAUUUGCAGAACUGGGUCUUCUUCAGCUUGUAAAUAAACUCAUUCAGGCUGCACAGAUUGAAAAAGGGCCUCCAGGGCAAAGAGAGGAAGAGGGGGAGAGAGCUGCAGACACGCAAAGAUCCUCCCUCCUCUUUCAAGAGAGGAAAAAAGACGGAAGAGUGCAACCACAGACGGCCGGCCACACUGAAGCUUUCUCAGCUGUUGCCGUGUUUAUGGAGGGAUCCAGGACUUCAGCAAAUUUCUACUUCAGCUCCAAUUUUCUGCUGAGCCACAGACGAGUAAAUAGAGAAGAAAAUUGAGGAUCAAGAGAAAGAGAUUAUUGCAAAAGCAAGGCUUCUGCUAAAUAACAGCCGACAAGACAUUUUUGGAGGAGAAAAAGAAAAAGGUAACCAUGCCAGCAGGAAGACACCAGUGGGAGAGCGUUGUCUUGUUUGCACAGGUUUUGUUGCUUGUUCCGGGGGUCCACAGGGUCCAGGCCUGCUGGAUUGGCACAGGACCAGAGUGUGAGAAAGCUCCUUUUGUCCCUGGCCACAACCUUGCAGGCGAGGGUUUUGAUGUGGUGCGGCUGCGUCGAACGGGAGCAUACGUCAUCAAUGUCAAAGCUCACCUGUCAGACAACCACACCUGCACGCUGUGUCCGAACCGCUUCCAGGAAGGACAGGUUCAGAGGCUACCAUCAUCAGUGCUCGACUGGCGGCCUUUUAGUCGCUGCAGUAAGCAGCUUUCCAGUGCGCUCCACCACUCUGUGGAGUCCCUGCUGCGCAGCUCCAACUCGCUGGUGAACAACAACUGGGGGUUGGGUUUGAGCCUCGACAGCAUCGGCCACGGGGUGCUGGGAGGAAGUCGCUCGGAUUUGGCCAAAUUUGCCCGUUCGCAGCACAGUGUGGACAAAGCCACAUUUGCCCUUCACGAAAUCAGCUGCACCUACUACAGCUUCAGGCUGGCCGAUCAUCCUCAGCUGAGUGCAGAGUUCAUCAAGCAUCUGAGAAGACUCCCGCCGACUUUAAACUCCGACCAGAACAAAGCCUCAUACAGACGACUCAUCGACACCUAUGGAACACAUUACAUCCAUCAGGUCCACCUUGGAGGAAAGGUGAGGCGGAUCACUGCCUUCCGGACCUGCCUGGCCACGCUGAAGGGCUUCUCAGAGACAGAAAUUAAAAACUGCCUCAAUGUUGAGUUGCGGGUGGCGUUGGGCUUCAUCCCUGCCAACAUGUCUUUCUCCAACAAGUGCGAUGGCCUCCUGAAAGGCAACAUGAGCAUGGGCUUCUACCAGGGAUUUAUGACUCACAAGAUUGAGGUGAUUGGAGGGGAGAGGUACUUUCCUGACAUCCUCUACCAGCAGGACCCAUUGGACGCGUACCACAGCUGGAUGAACAGCCUUCAUGACAACCCCGACGUGGUUUCCUAUGCUAUCUUCCCCUUGCAUCACUUAGUGGAAGACUCACAGGUCAGUGCUAACCUGAGAAGCAUGGUCACAGAGUACAUUAAAGAGAACCAGCUGCAGGAGGACCUGCUGGGACUGAAAAACUGUUCUCCGACUCCCAACCUGGAUCAUAACUGCUGUCCAUUGAGGGCCGGAAGAGGAACUCUGACAGUGGAGAUCCACAGAGGAGCAGGACUGAAGGCUGACACCUUUACAAAAACAGACGCUUUUGUGAAGAUCUUCUACAGCGGCAUGUACGAGGAGACCGAGACGGUGAUGGAUAACAAUGACCCAGUGUGGAACGCCACCUAUGAAUUUGGUUCGGUGGAACUGGGUCAGCCACUGAGGUUUGAAGUUUGGGAUAGAGACGUGCUUUACAACGACAUGGCAGGGACGUGUCUCGUCUAUCCCGAGAGAGGAAGGCACUCUGUGGGCUGCAAACUGCGCAAAGGAGUCUUCUAUUUCAGCUACUCCAUCACAUGCGACGCCCACUUGACAGGGUUCAGAUGUGGAAGGUAUUCUCCAAAUGCUGAGUAGAGUUUAUUAUGUAAAUGUAAAACACAACUUUUCUCAAAUUUUGAGAGUUCAUUUUUUACUGAAAAAUGUCCUUUUCUCACAACAAAUAAUAAUGCUAAAAUAAUUGUUAUUUAGUAAAUAGAUUUCUAUAAUCUUCUGUCAUUUACUUUCAUUGUUACCAUUGACUGUAUAUGAGAAGUGCAUUGAGUAAGUGUGACGUCACCCACAGAAAACAGUCUACUUUCAGCUUCAACAAAAUUAAGUUAAUUCAGUCGCCAUUUUUUUCGUGAAACGAAUGCCGCCAUGUUGGAAUCAGACAUCGUUAGUAAGCAGUGAUUGGUCUGAGUCAAUCUCCAAUACGGAGUGAGCUUUUUAAAAGUCCACACCAGCAGGUUUUUGAGAAUCUGGCAAAUUUUUGAUUGGUCAGUUUAUAACUUCAAUAUCUUAUGAUAAUGAAAGAAAAAAAAAUCUGAAUUAUCAAGAACAUGCUAAAAAAUGUUUCAGUGCAAGAAUAGUUAUUCUGACAAAUAGAAUGACUGAGUAAUAGCAGUUUAUUUCUCAAAAAAAAAUCUAUGGGUUUUGGAUUUUUGGAGCCAGCUAGUACUUCUUGUUUAGAACCAGAGGGGGGAGGGGUCAGUCCAGUUUUUCUUAUAAAGCCAACGAGUUUAACUGAUAAAAAGUACAUUGAUAAGCUAAAGCAAUAUGUUUGAAAAAAGGGAGUAGAGAAAAAGUACAUUUAUUUUAAAUAUUUUGUUUGUGCAGUUGUUGUGAAGUUGUGUUACUGUAAGGGACAUUUACUUACAAGGAACUCAUUUUGGGGCCAAGAAACAGCCCUAAGUAUGACUUUAACCAGGACCAAGUCCAUUUUUGCUGAUAGAGUCUUAAAAUAUCUUACACGUCUCGAUGCGGUGGUUUACUUUGGACUGUUACAAAGCACUUAGAUCAGGGUCUGCAACCUUUAACACUAAAAGAGCCAUUUGUGCAAAAACCCAGCGAGGGCAUCACAGUCCCACCUCACUCCUUAUGUUUUUGUAGCCAUAGCUUUUAAAUAUUUUCUACAACUUAAUCAUGUGUUUUUAUAUAUAAAAACAAAGUUCCUCAUGUUAUUCUCACGAACAACUCUAACAAUAGAUUAAAUCUUAUCUGACAUGUUAGAAAGUCUAAACAUAAAUGAUGAAGUUUAAUUAACAAAAAAACAAAUUACAAAUCCAUUAUUUAUUUAUUGUGUUUGUCUUUUUCUUCAAAGCCAGAAAGCCACAGUGGAGGGAUGAAAGAACUAAACUCAUGUGAAGCACUUAAGAGCAACAGUUUCACUGAAGCAAAAAUAAGUCAGUUUUAUCACUGAAUGUUCAUAACUGGAGAGGAAAGUCAACAGGUGACUCAAGGGGAAUACCAGGGAAAGGCAAACAUUGGCUCUGCACAACUUUGACAAGUUUUUCUUUAUUUUUGGUAUACUGGAGUAGAAAGCAUGCUUUGGAUGGGUAAAAAUGGGGGGACUUUUCCUUCUAUCCUUCUAACAUCUGUUUUCCUGCGAUUUUCAGUGUCGUAUUUUCUUAAAAAUGUGAGCUACUUCUUGAUACUGUAAAAAAUAAACAAUAUAAAAAAAAAUC
Oryzias melastigma (Indian medaka) is the source of this 3758-nucleotide messenger RNA. It is a transcript of the gene prf1.5, whose product is annotated as perforin 1.5. The coding region runs from base 598 to 2169 and encodes 523 amino acids. NCBI's taxonomy places the organism in Eukaryota, Metazoa, Chordata, Actinopteri, Beloniformes, Adrianichthyidae. The transcript has 5 exons. Gene Ontology annotation, cellular component: membrane attack complex. The record is from RefSeq and is a predicted model, not a curated record. Gene Ontology annotation, biological process: immune response.